CAAACCGUGUCGUUUUGCGCACGCAUUGUCCCCGCUGACCCGGAAGUUUUCACCUUAGUUAAAAGCGUCGGCCCGCGACUCGCGCUCUCUUCCUGUCUGUGCCAGGGCAGCGCGUGGUGCACGCCGUGCGAUUGUGACUCCCCGGCUGCGCCCUCAGGAUGACGGAGUGGGAGACAGCUGCACCUGCAGUGGCGGAGACCCCUGACAUCAAGCUCUUUGGGAAAUGGAGCACCGAUGAUGUGCAGAUCAAUGACAUUUCCUUGCAGGAUUACAUUGCGGUGAAGGAGAAGUAUGCCAAGUAUCUGCCCCACAGUGCAGGACGCUACGCAGCCAAGCGCUUCCGCAAGGCACAGUGCCCCAUCGUGGAGCGCCUCACCAACUCAAUGAUGAUGCAUGGCCGUAACAAUGGCAAGAAGCUCAUGACCGUGCGCAUUGUUAAGCAUGCCUUCGAGAUCAUCCAUCUGCUCACUGGUGAGAACCCCCUGCAGGUCUUGGUGAAUGCGAUUAUUAACAGCGGUCCCCGGGAGGACUCAACCCGCAUUGGACGAGCUGGAACAGUGAGGCGUCAGGCUGUCGAUGUGUCCCCCCUGCGCCGUGUGAAUCAGGCCAUCUGGCUGCUGUGCACAGGUGCCCGUGAGGCCGCCUUCCGGAACAUCAAGACCAUUGCUGAGUGCCUAGCAGAUGAGCUCAUCAAUGCAGCCAAGGGCUCUUCCAAUUCCUAUGCUAUCAAGAAGAAGGAUGAGCUGGAACGUGUGGCCAAGUCCAACCGUUGAUCUCCUGGCUAUGGCUCCAAUAAAUCUGUCUGCUUUUGGGGCAGCCUCACCCA
Acinonyx jubatus (cheetah) is the source of this 826-nucleotide messenger RNA. RefSeq names its product ribosomal protein S5 (gene RPS5). Gene Ontology annotation, biological process: translation; ribosomal small subunit assembly. The transcript is spliced from 6 exons. Lineage: Eukaryota; Metazoa; Chordata; Mammalia; Carnivora; Felidae. Bases 159 to 773 code for a protein of 204 amino acids. Gene Ontology annotation, molecular function: mRNA binding; rRNA binding; structural constituent of ribosome. The record is from RefSeq and is a predicted model, not a curated record. Gene Ontology annotation, cellular component: ribosome; cytosolic small ribosomal subunit.